UAAAUGGCGGCUGGGAGCAGGAGCACAGAGAUGACCUGGGGACCAUGCGGCUGCUCCUGCUGACCGUGGGGCUGAGCCUGCUCUCUGUGGCGCGAGCCCAGAAGUUUCUGCUGACUCCUGCCAGCUCACAGGAGCUUCUGGGAGACUGGCACAUCGUGCGCUGGGCAGGAGACUUGCCUAUUCCCGAGGAGAAGAAGACCCACCCGCUGCCUCCCUUCAAGUUUGUCAGAAACAAACUCAACAAGCUGGAGUUCAGGAUGAACCUCAUGAAACCCAUUGGAUGCAUUCAGUUCCAAAUGAUCCUGGAUGUAGCCUCCCAGGGCACCUUCCAAACUGGUUGGAGGCACACCAUCUCUGUCCACUUCUUGCCAGGGAAGGAUCACGCCAUUGCCUACUUCAAGGGCAAGAUACAGCAAACCUACCAGAUGACGAUGCUCAUGGGCCGCACCCUGGAGGAAGACCCAGAGGCUCUGAGCAUCUUUGAGAAGUUUGUGAAAGACAAAGGGCUGACCAAGAUCACCGCCCCUCCCCACCUUGGUAACCAGGGCCCUCCUUUCUCCUCCCUUCACCUGUGAUCUCCGUCACCAGCGGCUGGGCCUUUGGGUCUCCUUCCUCCUAUUAGAUGGUGACCACCUGUUCCCAUCCCUUGUGUUUUUCUGGGUCUGCAGAAGCCUGUAAGUUGCCCAGAGAGUCCUAGAGCAGGAGGGGGCUGCAGAGCACCCGGGAGGAUGGAGCUGAGAACCCUGGCCACCCUUUCCCUCCCACAAGCAACUCCCUGUGGCAAGAAAGAGCAGGGCCCAGCCCACGCCGCCUCACAUCUCAUCCUAAUAAAGCUGGACAAUGGCCCCUGGCCACAUGGGAAACCCCA
Molecule: messenger RNA, 868 nt
Organism: Marmota monax (woodchuck)
Lineage: Eukaryota; Metazoa; Chordata; Mammalia; Rodentia; Sciuridae
Product: lipocalin-1-like
Exons: 5
Coding region: 45-575 (176 amino acids)
Molecular function (GO): small molecule binding
Source: RefSeq, a predicted model, not a curated record